Molecule: messenger RNA, 972 nt
Organism: Cutaneotrichosporon cavernicola
Lineage: Eukaryota; Fungi; Basidiomycota; Tremellomycetes; Trichosporonales; Trichosporonaceae
Exons: 4
Coding region: 1-972 (323 amino acids)
Molecular function (GO): 4-hydroxy-tetrahydrodipicolinate synthase activity
Source: RefSeq, a predicted model, not a curated record
AUGAGGAACAAGCUCCCCGCUCUCAUCCCCCUUCCGGGGGUCUAUGUCCCACUUCUUUCAUGGACAAAGCCCGACUCGGACAAGCUUGACCUCGACGCGUACUGCAGACAGAUUGACCGCGUGGUAGCCGAAGGUGUGCAGGGGAUCCUCGUGCAUGCUGGCCGGGGCGAUCCUACCGCCCUCCCUGUGCCCGAGUAUCAGGAGGCCAUCAAAGCGGCCAAAGCUACCAUCUGCGCGUCGGCCAAGCCCGGUCCUGUCUCACGCACGUCAUACCCGACCCUCAUUGUCGGAGUUAGCGCCCCGAUCUUAUUCCGUACCAUCGAGCGAUGCGUGUAUGCCCACAACCUCGGGGCCGACUAUGUGCUCGUGCAUGCGCCCGUUGAGGCGACGACGGACCAUGCCAUCGAGUCAUUCUUCACCAGAGUUGCCAACUGGUCCAAGGUCCCCGUCAUCCUGUACGAAACCGCCGGCACUCCCGCCAUCUCCAACUCGCUGGUGGACAGGCUGGCCAAGCACGCCAACAUUGUCGGCCUGGUAUCGUGGCGUCCCUGCACGGGUGGGAGGCAGAUCACGGGCUUUGCGACGUUCCAGUGCACCUCGUCCCUCAGCAUGUCUCUGGGGGGUAGCACUGGCAUCAUUGCGCCCCUCGCCAACCUCAUUCCAGCCGCUGUCGUGCGUGCUUGGACAGGCUGGGCGAGCGGUAAUGUCCGCGCUGCCAGACGCUUCGCGCGCGACAUGGAAGAGGCAGGCGUACUCGAGGCCGCCGAAGACGUGCCCGGCAUCGCGGUGCGCGCCUGUGGACGCCGUUGCCACGAGUGUCCCUUUUGGCCCUGCGAGGAGGCGGGAAGCUGGUGGGGCGUCCAGAACAAUCAUUAUGACUUUACGCCGACGCAGUCGUGUGUUAAUUUGGCCGAGUUGGCCGCAUUCCCUGUCGCGCCCGUCGCGCCGGCCAACGAGCUCACUGCGGAGUAG